Haliotis rufescens (red abalone) is the source of this 369-nucleotide messenger RNA. Its product is annotated as protein TRACHEARY ELEMENT DIFFERENTIATION-RELATED 7A-like. The transcript has 2 exons. The coding region runs from base 1 to 369 and encodes 122 amino acids. The record is from RefSeq and is a predicted model, not a curated record. NCBI's taxonomy places the organism in Eukaryota, Metazoa, Mollusca, Gastropoda, Lepetellida, Haliotidae.
AUGCCGCUAGCUAGUUACCCCCAUCCGCUAGCUUGUUACCCCCAUUCCAGCAGCUUGUUACCCCCAUUCCGCCAGCUUGUUACCCCCAUCCCGCCAGCUAGUUACCCCCAUCCCGCCAGUUUGCUAGUUACCCCCAUCCCGCCAGCUUGUUUCCCCCAUCCCGCCAGCUUGUUUCCCCCAUCCCGCCAGCUAGUUACCCCCAUCCCGCCAGCUAGUUACCCCCAUCCCGCCAGCUUGUUUCCCCCAUCCCGCCAGCUUGUUUCCCCCAUCCCGCCAGCUUGUUACCCCCAUCCCGCCAGCUGGUUACCCCCAUCCCGCCAGCUGGUUACCCCCAUCCCGCCAGCUUGUUACCCCUAUCCCGCCAGCUAG